Molecule: messenger RNA, 2132 nt
Organism: Cydia splendana
Lineage: Eukaryota; Metazoa; Arthropoda; Insecta; Lepidoptera; Tortricidae
Gene: IFT57
Product: intraflagellar transport protein 57 homolog
Exons: 2
Coding region: 103-1230 (375 amino acids)
Biological process (GO): intraciliary transport; non-motile cilium assembly
Cellular component (GO): centrosome; Golgi apparatus; intraciliary transport particle B
Source: RefSeq, a predicted model, not a curated record
CUAACUGACUAGUCGUCAAAUUAUUUCGUACAUCGUGUGCUCGAUAUUAUUUUGGUUGUAAAGCUAAUAUAUAAGCGAUUUUGAAGGCAGAUAAUUUCUAAAAUGGAUUUAAAUCUAAUGGAUAAGCUGCGAUUGCUAAAAAUUGACACGGAAUUACGGCCUCAGAUAAAAAUGAAGCCCAUGAGCCGCUACUACUUCAUCACCUCCACCAACCCUGGCGAGCAGUUCUUUGUGUUCGCGUCGACCGCUGCUUGGCUCAUCAGAAAGGCUGGGAGAGUAUUCGAACAGCCACAAGAAGAAGACGACCCUAACUCAACCAUAGCCAACAUCAUCGAAGUUUUACGAGAAAAACAAAUUACGGUAGAUUUCUCUUCACACAAACUUAAACAGGGCUUCGGAGAAGAGGUCAGCUACAUACUUAACAUAUUAGCUGACGAGGCCAUGAAACAAGAAAACUUCGUCUGGCAGCAACCGGUUAUAAACUUAACUGAUACUGAAGAAACUAUUGACGACAUAGAUCAAGUGGAAGACGAAACAGAAAUAACGCUAGACAAGGUCGAAGAAGAAAUGGCGAUUUAUUCUGAAGAAUCUGAAGGCGAAUUUGGAAGUGAAGACGAAAAAGAAUCGAGUAACGUGGCGGAUAAGGUUCACGAUUGGGAAGCGUGGAAACUGGAGCUAGAGAGAGUCGCACCGGCUUUAAGGUUGAAAAUAACUGCUGACGGAAGGGAUUGGAGGGCGCGACACGCGCAAAUGAAAACUUAUAGGGAUGAACUAUUUGAUAGAUUUAAAACUACCGGGACACAGCUCAAUAAACUCCAUGGCAACAUAAGUUCGGCUAUGGAUAAAAUAGCAGCUAGAGAGAAUAUCUUGAAUGAACAAUUCGAGCCCUUGGUUAAAGAAUAUGGCGCGCUUCUUGAUGAACUGGGUAAAGUGAGUAAUGAAUAUAAAGAAGUAAGCGUAGGCGUCACAGAAAGGCAGGAAAUGCUGAAUGAACUGACAGCUAAAGUGGAGAAUAUCAAGCAAAGAACGGAAUCUAAGGGAUCAUCGAUGAACGAUAACUCUCCUCUGGUUAGCGCAAAGAAAGCUGUCGCGAAUUUGAAGAAGGAUGUACAAGAAUUAGAUUUUCAGAUAAUUGUCCUGCUCUGGUUGUUGACUACCAAGGAAAAUCCUAAUAGCAACAAUUUAUUAGGAAAUGUGGAGUCUAGAAUGGUGACCAAUGAAGUAUACUGAAAUCUAAUUGAUACAUAAGCUAAAUGGACAAAUAAAAGGUAAAUAUGACAUUCCUGAUGUGGUAUAAAACCCAGGACAAGAUUUUAAAAUUAAUUAAAAAUACAUGAUUAUAAUAAUACAUUGCAUUUAUUGUGUAUUAUAAAACUUAAACUAAAACAACGAUAAAAAUGACUUAAUACAAUAACUUUACGUUAUAAAAUACUCUUUCGCAUUUGUUUUAGAGAUUUCAUUUCGAGAUCGAGAAUUUGAUCACUUAAUCAUGAUCUUCGUAAUAAUUCUUGAAAUGAAGCAUCUAUUUAUACUGUAUACUGUAACUUAUCUUGACUUAGGUAUUUGGUGUUACGCUUUCAUAAAAUAAAUCACUUUUGUAUAGCUCCAAUUUGCUACUAUGACUCGUACAGAUAAAAAUAACAACAACUUGUAAUACGAAAAUUACUCAUCAAAUCUUAUUAUACAUCGUAACAAUCUCUCUUACAAUAUUAAUAAGUAUGUAACUAAUUUAACAUUUGAAAGUACUUCUUUGGAAUAACUAGUUAUAAAAAUAUAAUUGGUAUAAUUGUCAUGGUAUUUCAUUCAUUCAUAUAGGGAAUGUCGCCUUUAAUAUAACGUUAUAUACUGAUAGGUAUCCAGAAGUAGGGUAAGUAAGCUGGCACCACUUAAAAAAAAACUGGAUUCAGAGGACCUAAUACCGCCAAUAUCGAAAAUUGUUAUCUGCCUCUUUAUCGCUCUUGCUUAUUCGAGUGACAGAGAGACAGACCCGAUGUCAGAUCAUAAAAGCUUGUUUUUGACGUCUUGACUUCUUUUAUACGCAUGCAUUAAUAUAUUGUUGCCCUUCCUGCAUAAGGGUGGUAUUCCACCUGCCCAAUGUCAUUGUGUCUCCCUCUUUCAUGAAGCAAAAUGUG